Messenger RNA from Thermochaetoides thermophila DSM 1495, 324 nucleotides. RefSeq names its product 60S ribosomal protein eL36. The record is from RefSeq and is a predicted model, not a curated record. Bases 1 to 324 code for a protein of 107 amino acids. Gene Ontology annotation, biological process: cytoplasmic translation. The transcript is spliced from 5 exons. Gene Ontology annotation, cellular component: ribosome; cytosolic large ribosomal subunit. NCBI's taxonomy places the organism in Eukaryota, Fungi, Ascomycota, Sordariomycetes, Sordariales, Chaetomiaceae. Gene Ontology annotation, molecular function: structural constituent of ribosome.
AUGGCCGCUAAGAAGUUCGAGACCCAGCGCACCGGCCUGGCUGCCGGCAUCAACAAGGGCCACAAGACCACUGCCCGCGUCGCCAAGCGCGUGAGCCACACCAAGGGCCACCUGAGCAAGCGGACUGCCUUCGUCCGCGACCUCGUUAAGGAGGUCGCUGGCAGCCUUGCCCCUUAUGAGCGCCGCAUCAUUGAGUUGCUCCGCAACGCCAAGGACAAGCGCGCCCGCAAGCUCGCCAAGAAAAAGCUGGGCACCUUCGGCCGUGCCAAGGCUAAGGUUGAGGACAUGAACCGUGUCAUCGCCGAGUCUCGCCGUGCCCACUAA